UCUCCAGCGUCGCCCCGCGAUUCGACGGACCUGUUUCGUAUUCGUAGCGGUCGGUGGAAUUGGAACAAGAGUUGUUUAUGUGCUUACGGUAGGAAGUACUCUGUUAGUUACUCGAGAAAAACACAAUUAGUGCUUCAGCUUUGUGCAUUUUUCCCCUAUUUACAUUUUUAUCCACGAUUUACUCAUUGUGGUGUACCGUAUAUUUAAGGGAAGACCGCGUCUAUAUCCGACAAGCACAGGGCUGAAAUAUGCCGGAGGAACAGAAGUCAGCUGGUGGCCCACCAGAGGUAACGGCAGAAAAUGGAACCGGAACGAAUUCGCCAACAAAAAGUCCAGUUAGCAAAGGCAAAAUGGCCCUUGCGAGAAUCACCCUUCUUGAUGGGACCGUCAAAGAUUUCCACAUAGAUAGGAAAGCAAAAGGUCAGGACCUACUCGACAUGAUCUGUCAGAGUAUGAACCUGCUGGAGAAGGACUACUUCGGUCUCAUUUACGAGGACAGACACGACACGCGCAACUGGUUAGACCUGGACAAAAGGAUUGCAAAAUUUGUAAAAAACGAGCCGUGGAAAUUUAAUUUCGAGGUGAAAUUUUAUCCACCGGAUCCAGCUCAAUUGCAAGAGGACAUAACUCGUUAUCAGCUAUGUCUUCAAAUUAGGAACGACAUCAUCACAGGACGAUUACCGUGUUCUUUUGUGACUCACGCACUUUUAGGCUCUUAUUUAGUUCAAUCAGAAGUUGGAGAUUACGACCCGGACGAGCACGGUCGUACAUACUUGAAGGAUUUCAAGUUCGCCCCGAAUCAGACGCCAGAAUUGGUAGAAAAAGUAAUGGAUCUGCAUAAAACGCAUAAAGGUCAAACACCUGCGGAGGCAGAACUACACUACCUUGAGAACGCGAAAAAGUUAGCAAUGUACGGAGUUGAUCUCCAUCCUGUUAAAGACUCUGCAGGGGUUGAUAUAAUGUUGGGUGUAUGCUCGUCGGGUCUGCUUGUCUACAGGGAUCGAUUGAGGAUCAAUAGGUUCGCUUGGCCAAAAAUAUUAAAGAUAUCGUACAAGAGGCAUAACUUUUACAUCAAAAUUAGACCCGGUGAAUUUGAGCAGUUUGAAUCGACGAUAGGCUUCAAACUAGCGAAUCACAGGGCGGCGAAAAAGUUGUGGAAAGUAUGCGUUGAACACCAUACCUUCUUCAGGCUCAUGAGUCCUGAGCCUGUCAAGAAGGUGGGUUUGAUACCUCAUUUGGGUUCUCGUUUCCGGUACUCGGGAAGAACUCAUUACGAAACGAAGAAGACCCCUAUCGAUAGACAACCGCCACAAUUUGAAAGAUCUUUGAGUGGUCGACGUCCCACGUCUCGCAGUAUGGACGCACUAGGUGGACCAAAACAAGUUGAAUCUUAUGGUUCAGAACCAAGUAAGAGACAUACGAUGAGCUAUGAACCAGAAAUGAUUCCUGACAUGGAGCAUAUAGAUCAACGGCCUAGUCCAAUUAAAAAGCAAAAGGAAAAGCUCACACGCAAAACAAGUGCUGGAACAACAUCAGCUAGCAGUACCAGUAGCCUGGAAGGAGAAUAUGACGCAGAUCGUGGCAAAAAGAAACCGGUCGGAGGAAUCGCGGUCCUACCGCCCGGUGGUCUAUCUAAGAAGAAAAAGGAUAAACAAAAUGAAAAUGAGAAGGAAAAUCAUAAUGAUCUCAACAAUUCUGAUUUGAUAAAUGAAAGUGCUCUUGACAACGACGUUAAGUCGCCCAGUAAGAAAGGGUUGAAAAAGAAAGAUAAGGAAACGCCAGAAAAAACAGAUAAAGAAAAGAAAGAAAAAAUAAAGAGUCCUGUUGGCGGCUUCCUAUUUGGCAAAAAAGAAAAGGAUUCGAAGCAGAAGAAGCAGAAAAAGAACAAAGAGCUUGAAGAAUCGAUGGAAAAGAGCGACACGGAGUCGAAUCUUUCCAUGUCGGAAAAGCAAUUGAAAUCGUUGAGUGAGAAAUCAAGUAGCGAACAAACGAAGACAAGUCCAGAGUCACCGCAACUGCCCAGCUACACAAAACCUUAUGACUACGAAGAAACUGAAACGUCUCCGACGAAGAAACCGUUCACGCCGCAUGGAUUCUCGUACGAGGAUAGACCUGCGUCGCCCGAAGUCCAAAAUCAGCAAUCGCCAACCGCUGCAAGUCGAAAAGCUACAGGCUUAGCUUUUAAUUACGCCCCUGGCGAAGAGAAGAAAGUGGCAGAGUCAGCGGAAAAGAGGAAAACCAAAGAAGCAGAAACUAAACCCCCGGCGGGAUUGAAAACUCCUGGCCUCAAUUAUGUGGAAUCUGCGGGAUUGAAAGAACAACAGAAAGCUGUAUCCAAGCCAGACCUAGAACAGAGUGCAUCAACGGCGCUUAUCGCUGCUGAAAAAGGUGCUUCUUGCCUGCCAGCUGUAGUUCAGUCACCCGUCACAGACUCCAAACCGGAGUACCACAUUCUGCCGCUUCCAGAUGGUUCUAAAAUUAUUGGAGGUGUUAUUUAUACCAAAGAUGGUAAACUGUUGGACCAACACAAUUUUGGGCCAGAGCACAGCAAAGUGUUGGGAGGAAAGAUUCAUGGAAAGGAUGGAAAUUUGGUUAAAAAGUCUGAAUUUGGCCCACAUGGAAUUUACAUUCACAAUGGCAUCGUUACGACUAAAGAUGGCAAACCGGUGAAUCAAGAGGUCUUAGGAGUUGAAACGAAUUUCGUCAAAGAUGGUGUUAUAUAUGGUUCAGAUGGACAAGUACUUGACCAGUAUCUACUGGGACUGGAACACGCAUUGCUUAAGGAAGGUAAAGUUGUGAUGAAGAAUGGAAAACCGGUACAAUACCAUAAACUGGGUACUAAUGGAACAUACGUAAAAGAUGGCCUUAUAUUUACUUCUGAUUCUAAGCCGCUCACUCAAGGAUCAUAUGACAUAGGUAGAAAUUACAUUGUUGGUGGAGUAGUGUGUAACGAGAAUGGAAAACCUUUGAAUCAAUUUGCUGUAAUACCUGAUGAAACGUACAUCUGUGAUGGAUUAGUUUAUGGAUCCAAUGGAACUGCAGUUUCUAAUGGCACCUUGGGUCAUGAAGGUCAUUAUAUAGCAGACGGAAAAGUUUACACCAAGGAUGGUAAACCAAUGAAACACGAAUCUUUUAGUUCUGAUGGGUCUGUCAUUAAAGAUGGUAUUAUUUACACAAAAGAUGGAAAGUUCUUAAAUCAAGGAUCUUUGCUUCCUAGUGGUGCUUACUUAAAGGAUGGCAAAGUUGUUACUAAAGAUGGGAAAAUAGUCAAACAUGCAUUUUAUAAGCUUGAUGGAAGUUUCAUAAAAGAUGGUAUUAUUCAUGGCAAAGAUGGUAGACCUUUGAGUCAGAUUCCUUUGUUGGCUGACGGAAGCUUCAUCAAAGAAGGAGUCAUACAUGAUAAAACGAACAAACCAUUGUCGCAGAAUCUUUUCAAACCGGAUAACAUUAUAAUUAAAGAUGGCAUAGUUUAUGAUACGAAUGGAGUAAUGUUAUCGGAUGCUAUGCUGGGACCAGAUGGCCUGAUGAUAAAAGAUGGAAUAAUAUUUGGCAAAGAUGGUAAACCUGUUAAGCAAGAAUCUUUCGGCUCAAAUGGAAAUUAUAUAAAGAAGGGUAUCAUUCAUUCAAAAAGCGGAAAACCUCUUAAUCAAGAUUCGUUCAUACCUGAAGGUACAUCUAUUAAAGACGGCAAAUUGUACAAUAAAGAUGGAAAGCUGUUAAAGUUCUCAUUUUUCAAGCCAGACGGAAGUUACGUUAAAGAUGGUCUUGUGUAUGGUAAAGACAAUAGACCUCUGAAUUUAUGUUCAGCACUUCCAGAAGACAGUUUUAUUGCAAAUGGGGUCAUUUUCGACUGUACUGGUACGCCUUUGGCUAGGAACAUGUUUGGAUCUGAUGGUUCGUAUGUCGCUGGUGGCAUAAUUCAUAACAAAGAUGGUAAGAUAAUUUCGGAGGGUGUUUUUGGACCUGACGGUAGUAUUAUAAAGAAUGGUUUGAUCAUUGGUAGAGAUGGAAAACCUUUAACUCAAGAUGACAAAGGACCAGACAAUUUAGCAAUAAAGGAUGGUAAAGUGGUUGAUAAUCAAGGAAAUCCUAAAAACUUAGCAUCACUUGUCCCAGAUGGCUGUUACAUUCAAGAUGGUGUAGUUUAUGAUAGAAACCAAUAUCCUCUGAAACAAGGAGCAUUCAAACCUGAUGGUAGUUAUAUCAGAGACGGUCUUAUAUAUGGAUGGGGUGGGCAGUUGUUGAACGUUGGCACUGAAUUACCUAAUGGAAGUUACAUACAAGAAGGUAGAAUUUACGGCAAAGACAAACAACCUUUAGAUCACAGCUCGUUUGGUACCGACGGAGGAUAUAUUGCUAACGGCUACAUUUAUGGAAAAGACAGGCAAUUACUUACUCACGGAACGUUUGGAAAUGACGGAAGUUACAUAAAAAAUGGAUUAUUAUACGGGUCGAAUGGAAAACCGUUGAACCGAAAACAGUCAGUAAUCUCUAUUACACUUGUCCGCUAUGGUUUGGUAUAUGGUACCGACGGUAAACCAUUAAAAUCUGGUAACUUUGAUGUCAAUGGAAGCGUCGUUAAAAAUGGAAGAAUAUAUGACCAUGCUGGUCAGCCUUUGAACCAGGCUUCUUAUAGGAAUGAUGGAAGCUUUAUCAAAGAUGGUCUUAUUUAUGGAAGUAAUGGAAAACCAAUGUCCCAAGGUAAUUUACCACCUGAGAAAAGUUUUAUUAGAAAUGGAAAGAUCUAUGAUUCCAAUGGUCAGUUGUUAACCCAAGAAGCUUUUGGACCUGAAGGUUUGAAAGUGGUACAAGGAGUUGUGGUAGAUAAGACUGGUAAACCAUUGAAACAAGGAAACUUUGAUGCAGAAGGGAACAUCAUUAAAGAUGGUAUUAUUUGCACGUCAGCAGGCAAACCUCUGGAUAAAUAUUUCACUGUAAUUACUAUUACUUUAGUCAGAAAUGGUUUGCUCUGCGACAAAGAUGGAAAACCGGUCAAGCAAGCACCAUUUGGAAGCGACGGUAGUUACGUUAAAGAUGGAAAGAUCCAUGACAAAUUUGGUAAAUUGAUGAAUCAAGAAAUCUUUGGAGACGAUGGGGCCUAUCUAAAAGAUGGUGUUAUAUACAGUCCUAUAGGACAACCUUUAGACAGUGAUACAAUUUUGAAAGAUAUGAAAGAUGCAACAAAGCCGGUUGCAACAAAAACGAAGAAAGUUAUAACUACAAAUACUACACCAACAAUAGUGAAAACGACGACUAAACAAUCAGUGGUGAAGGAUCAAGAAGGUGUGACGCAAAAUAUAGAAGAAAAAGUUGAAGAUCUUACACCUGGAGGCACUGGCCAAGUAACAGUUUCUACACAGAUUAACAAGGCAGAGGCACCUGAUGACGGUAGAGCUCCAUACAUGACAGCGACUGCUGUCACCACACGUACAGCUACAAUGCACGAGGAUCUUGAAAAAAAUCAAAAGACCAGUCAGGUAGAGGAAAAGACUGUAGCGCAUACAACAGCAACCAGUGCGACAAGACAGGAGCAGAGAGUAGUGACACAAGAAGUUCGAACAACCAGUCACGUGCUUUCCGGUGAACAGCUGUUCUCACGAAGGCUCAGUACAUCAAGUUCAAGCAGCGAUGAUUCAGGUACUCCAAUUGACCUUGAAGAUGAUCAGCAGGCUUUCUACAAUCAGUACUAUCAGGGUGAUCAAGCUGGUGUUGUUGAAACUGAAGCACAUGUUUACAAAGGAGAACCAGAACAUAAUGUGACUACAACUACUACAGUUCCACUAGUAGCAACUGAAACCAGAAAAGUAGCUGUUGAAAGUGAAGAUGGCAUGUACAGUGCGACUGGAGAAAUAGUCAGUUCUCAAACAAUAUCGAGUAAGACUCGUACAGUUGAGACAAUAACGUACAAAACUGAAAGAGAUGGAGUUGUAGAAACGCGUGUAGAGCAGAAAAUAACGAUACAAUCGGAUGGCGAUCCGAUUGAUCACGACAGAGCAUUGGCAGAGGCCAUUCAAGAAGCAACCGCUAUGAAUCCUGAUAUGACAGUAGAGAAAAUAGAAAUUCAACAGCAGACAGCGCAGUAACCAGAUUUAAAAACAGUUUUGUAAGAGAUUAAGGGCACUCUCGAGUCUAAAGCUUAAAAUUCUGAAAACUAGACAAUUAAAUCGAUACUCUCUGUAUCAUACAUUGACAUGCAUUUACGAUAUUGUAUGAUAAAUGAUCGAAUUGAAUCUUGCUAUCGUCAUCAAUUACUUAAGUGUUUGGCAGAUAGGGGAAAAUAUUUUCCUCUAAGAGUUGGAAACAUUAUUUCUUAGCAAAUGUUGUCCAUUAAUACGAGCUUGAACUUGAUUAAAAAUCGAGUUAUUACAAGAAAGCCGUGAGUGAUGUUUUCUUCUAAGAAAAAAAAUUGUGGUAUCUCGUACCAUAAACUGCAGUGUUCAUAUUCAGAAUAUGUAUUAUUUACAUAUACAGAGACGUAAAAUAUAUAUUAUACAUGUUAUGUAUACAUAGCGAUGUAUGUACGUAAAUAAAAUAAAUUUGUUUUAUAGUUCUAAUGAUAAGACAGAGUGCCCUAUAAACUUACAUUACUGUUUUAUAGUAAAUACAAUGAUAUUCAUGCGAUGUCUCCAGUAACAAGCAUAGUAUAUCAUAUAAAACUUGUUCAGGUGGUACACAGUAAAACAACCUUAUUAAGCUUAAUUUUUAUUUUAAUUUUUGCCGAUAUUCUGUUGUGACUUGAAUUUCUAUUUUUGAAAUAUCAACCUUUGAG
Molecule: messenger RNA, 6769 nt
Organism: Megachile rotundata (alfalfa leafcutting bee)
Lineage: Eukaryota; Metazoa; Arthropoda; Insecta; Hymenoptera; Megachilidae
Gene: cora
Product: erythrocyte membrane protein band 4.1 like coracle
Biological process (GO): actomyosin structure organization
Cellular component (GO): cytoskeleton; plasma membrane
Molecular function (GO): actin binding; structural molecule activity
Source: RefSeq, a predicted model, not a curated record